This is a messenger RNA of Clupea harengus (Atlantic herring), 1967 nucleotides long. It is a transcript of the gene sgcz, whose product is annotated as sarcoglycan zeta. Lineage: Eukaryota; Metazoa; Chordata; Actinopteri; Clupeiformes; Clupeidae. Gene Ontology annotation, cellular component: sarcolemma; sarcoglycan complex. Gene Ontology annotation, biological process: cardiac muscle tissue development; heart contraction. The record is from RefSeq and is a predicted model, not a curated record.
CAACUCACUCCCAGCACCCUGCUACACGAGAGAGGAAGAGCUUCCCUCUCGCUCCCCCCCACCGCUCUGGCACUGAACAGCGGCUGAAUUCAGAUGUGCAAGGUGUUUGUUUUUUGGUUUGAUCCAGAAGAGCAGAACCAGAUUCCCUCUGUCCCGAUAUAGCAGCUCACGGGAUUACAGCAGGUGCCGCUUUCUUUUCGCGCACUGCUCUCUUCGAAUCGAACACAGUUUCUUCAGAUUUGCCGCAUGAGGAUGUUCAAGGAACUGACUUACAGGGGUUGCACCAAUUGUGUCAGGCUCUCGCUACGAGACAACACGGACUCUGACUCCUGGAAUUAGCCAUCUUUUGGAAGAAUUCAGAAGAAAGAGCAUCGUCCCCGGGUGGUUCAACCGUCACUCUGCCGCUAACUGUUCAGAAUUGUCAACGGGUCCGCUGAUAUCGAAUCGCUCCGUUAGAAAACCGAGGAGUCGUGAUCAGUGGGAAUGAGAUUUAGGAAAUCUGCUGCGGGUUGGAGGACUGGGCUGAGUUUCGGUCGGGAACUACAGGUCUAGAUUUCACAACUUUGCAUAGACUUCAUCUUUCUAUAUGGACCGAUCAGCAUCUUUGGAUAUUGAAGCGCUGAAGAUGACCCAGGAGCAGUACAUCCUGGCAUCUCAGCCCAACCCACUGCAGCGGACGGGCUGUGCGCAGGCCUACCCGGUGGGCAUCUACGGCUGGAGGAAGCGCUGCCUCUAUUUCUUUAUCCUCCUGCUCCUCGUCACCAUGAUCGUCAAUCUGGCCCUGACCAUCUGGAUCCUCAAGGUCAUGAACUUCACCGUGGAUGGCAUGGGUAAUCUCCGUGUGACCAAAGAGGGCAUCAGGCUCGAGGGCGUCUCUGAGUUUCUUCUGCCGCUGUAUGUGAAGGAGAUCCAGUCCAGAAGGGACAGUCCACUUAUCAUGCAGUCAGACAGGAACGUGACGGUCAAUGCUCGUAAUAACAUUGGCCAGCUGACUGGACAACUCACUGUGGGCUCUGAGAUGGUGGAAGCACAAUGCCAGAGGUUUGAGGUACGCAGCAGUGAUGGAGAGAGAGUACUUUUCUCCGCAGAUGAACAGGAGAUCAGCAUUGGCACUGAGAAACUCAAAGUGACAGGCAACGAGGGAGUGGUGUUCGAGCACUCGGUGGAGACGUCCCACGUCCGAGCAGAGCCUUUCCAGGACCUCAAGCUGGAGUCCCCGACAAGGACUCUGACCCUGGAGGCGCCCAAAGGGGUGGAAGUGAGCGCGGGGGUCGGCGAGUUCAAGGCUUCCUGUCGAAAGGACCUCACCCUAGAGUCUACAGAAGGAGAUAUCUUUUUAAACGCGAACACAAUCCGCCUGGGGAACCUUCCUCAUGGCACGACGGACCCUCUGCUAGCCCCAGGCACCACCUAUGCCAAGCAGACUGUGUACGAGGUGUGUGUGUGCCCCAGCGGCAAGCUCUACCUGUCCCCAGCCGAGAGCGCCUCCACCUGCCAGACCACCAACAGUGUGUGCUUAUGGAGCUGAGAGAGGGGAGAGGGCCCCUAAUCCAACCCCCCUACACCCCGCACCCCCAAAUGAACACCGCCCCAACACCAGAAAGGCCUUCCUCCCCGUCUCCGUUCUUCCUCCCCGGUCCGGCUAAAGCAAGCUGGAGAUGAACCCUAAGCACCCUAGCCCACCCAUCCAUCCCCAUGUACCUAAACUCAUACAUACCCAUGUAAACACACACAUCUGCAUCCAGCAGUCUUGUCUCUCACACUGUUUCACUGUCAUUGUUGUCACUGUGGUAGCACCCUCCCUCCCUCCCUCCUGGCUUCCUUUUGUCUUUUGCAAUGUGUCCUCCUGUUGGAUUUGAGCGAUUUCUCCAUGUCUGUAUGCCUGAUUACCCAUCUUUGAUUUUGUAUCUAUCUAUCUAUUUUCUAUCUAUCUAUCUAUCUAUCUAUCAAUCUAUCUAUCUAUCUAU